Messenger RNA from Eimeria maxima, 591 nucleotides. RefSeq lists its product as hypothetical. The record is from RefSeq and is a predicted model, not a curated record. Lineage: Eukaryota; Apicomplexa; Conoidasida; Eucoccidiorida; Eimeriidae. The coding region runs from base 1 to 591 and encodes 196 amino acids. The transcript is spliced from 2 exons.
AUGGGUGGUGGACCUGGAGGGGGGCCCCCAGCAGGGGGCCCUAUGGUAGGGGUAGGGGGACCGCCGGGUAGACCCUCUAUGAUGAUGGGACCACCAGGUAUGAUGGGAACACCUUAUCCUGGGGGGCCCCCAUUCCCUGGUGGACCCAUGCCAGGACCGGCAGGCUAUCCAGGCGGACCACCAGGGGGCCCGGCAGGCAUGAUGCCAGGGGCAAGAGGAAUGAUGGGCAUGCCGGGGGGCAGACCAUCCAUGAUCGGGGGGGGGCCCCCAGUUCAGAAUAUCAGCAAAAGGGAAUCGCUGCAACAGCAACAGCAGCAGCAACAGCAACUGGUGCUGCAGCAACAGUUGCAGCAGCAGCAGCAACAGCAGCAGUUACUGCAUCAGCAGCAACAGCAGCAGUUGCUGCAGCAGCAGCACGUCUCAGGGAAGGGACACCACUUCCCAUGGAGGCGGCAGCGCACACAGCACCAACAACAGCAGCAGCAGCAGCAAGAGUUGGGCGGACUGGGUGGAGACAAAGCAGCAGCAGCAGCUGCUGCUGCACUAACAGCAGCAGCAGCAGCAGCAAUUGCUGCUCUGGUGGAGCUCUGA